UGGGCAUCAUAUUGAGAACAUAAUUUAGUACUAGUUGGACACUUUCAUGGAAAUUGUAAACCUUGGUUUCUUCUUCCGAACCAGCCACGAAGGUCUUUGCUCUUGAAAGACAUGGGAAAUGGCUACCACUUACGCGUACAGGAACGGUCAAAACUCCCAUUUAAUUUGAGAAACUCAUACAAGUCAACGACUUGAACACUUCAAACGGUUAUUAAUCCCCGUUAUAUUCUCUCUUCAACGCCGUCCUCUCCGUCGUCAACCGUCGUCUUCCCCAUCCCCACCUCUCCUCCAUUUCUACUUCACCAACGACAAAUCCAUUUCUUUAAAUGCAAUUAAGAAGCUUCCUACUUUUUCUCCAUUUCCUUCUUCCAAUUUGAUUUUGACAACUUCUUCUCAUUCCCAUUGGAGAUUCCACAUUUCCGAGAAAAAUAAAGAAAAAUAAAGAAAAGUCUUGUCAAAAUCUCCAAUAUUUUAUAUAUUCCGUCACUAAUUAAACCAUAAUUAUUAGUGAAGUGGUUCAUCUCUCUGUUCUGUUCAUAAUGGCUUGGUUGAAGAAUUUUCUGUCUUUCUUUACUUUCCGCAGUUCCUCAAGGAGAUUUCGGGAAUUAGAUCCUUCUGCACAUACAAUAAAAUCCCAUGGAGCCAAAGUUGCUAAGAAUCAUUUACACGACUGGUUGAUUCUUCUACUUCUCGUUGUGAUUGAAGUGGUUUUAGUGUCAAUUCAUCCAUUUUAUCGCUAUGUGGGAAAAGAUAUGAUGACGGAUCUUAAGUUUCCCUUUAAAGAUAAUACAGUUCCUGUUUGGUCUGUCCCUUUGUAUGCUGUUAUAUUGCCAAUUUUGAUAUUCUUGAUCGUCUACAUACGGCGGAGGGACGUUUAUGAUUUGCACCAUGCCAUUUUAGGUCUUUUAUUUUCUGUGUUGAUUACUGCUAUCAUCACUGAUGCUAUUAAAAACGGCGUAGGUCGCCCUCGGCCGAAUUUCUUUUGGCGUUGUUUUCGCAACGGAAUAGAGGCAUAUGAUCGAACGGGAAACGUGAUAUGUAACGGGAAAGAGAGCGAAAUAAGGGAAGGACACAAGAGUUUUCCAAGUGGGCAUACUUCAUGGUCAUUUGCAGGGUUAGGAUUUCUUGCCUUUUACCUAUCUGGAAAAAUGCAAGCAUUUGAUGGGAAAGGACAUGUUGCAAAAUUAUGCCCUGUGUUUCUUCCUUUGCUUGUUGCUGCACUUGUCGGAGUUUCUAGAGUCAAUGAUUAUUGGCACCAUUGGCAAGAUGUUUUCGCUGGAGCCAUUAUAGGAUUGGUGGUUUCGGCCUUCUGCUACCUUCAAUUCUUCCCUCCUCCUUAUAAUGACAACGGAUGGGGUCCAUAUGCUUACUUCAUAGCACAAGAAGAGUUCCAUAGAAGCAGAAGCAGCAGUGGCAAUGCAACACAAGCUGUGACCAUUGUUGAUCUGCCAAUGGCAGAACCAACAGUAAAUGGCAAUAACAACAACAAUACACAUUUUGAGCCAACACCUUUCCAUAACCAAACCUAUGACCAGAUGGAAAUGGGGGCAAGACAGUAGUUCUGCUUAAUUCUUUCCUAUGGCCUUUUUCUUUGCUUUUUCUUGUUUAAACAACUUUCUCUUUUCAUUUAUUUAUUUAUUUUGUUGCUGUGAAUAUAUAUAUUAUGGCAGUAGAAGUGAUUGAGUAUUGUAUCUUUUGGUUUUUUAUUUUAUAUAGACUUAUUACGAAGAA
Messenger RNA from Cucumis melo (muskmelon), 1731 nucleotides. Its product is annotated as lipid phosphate phosphatase 2-like. Gene Ontology annotation, biological process: phospholipid metabolic process. Lineage: Eukaryota; Viridiplantae; Streptophyta; Magnoliopsida; Cucurbitales; Cucurbitaceae. The transcript has 8 exons. Gene Ontology annotation, molecular function: phosphatidate phosphatase activity. Bases 540 to 1559 code for a protein of 339 amino acids. The record is from RefSeq and is a predicted model, not a curated record.